AUGGCUACUACACAGGCAUCAACUUUCCGAGCAGCAUCGCUGUACCCCAGUCCUUCAGAGGCAUCACUCAAGCUACAUUUCCUCGGGCAGAAGAUCAAAGAUGUGCAAGCACCGGCUGCCAUCGUCAAUGCGGCAGUGGUCAGGAGAAACUGUAGACUGAUGCUGGAGACCGCCGAGAAGCUAGGUGUAUCAUUCCGGGCACAUGUCAAGACGCACAAGACAACAGAGAUUUCUGAGCUGCAAGUUGGCAAAGACACAAAAUCAGUGAAGUUGGUAGCGUCGACAGUGAGCGAGAUUGAGCAUUUGACGCCUUAUCUCCUAAAGCGUAAAGUGAGAGGCGACGAUGUCAAUGUCCUGUACGGACUUCCCCUUCCUCCAUCCGCGGUCCCAAGGUUGGCUGCCAUUGCUCGGAUCUUGGGGAAGGGUACAGUCGGUCUUUUCGCGGACCAUCCUGCACACAUCAAAGUCCUGGCUGAAAUCCCGGUGUGGGUGAACAUCGAUGUCGGGUACCAUAGGGAAGGUGUGCCAGCAGGAUCGAAGCAACUUGCAGACAUCGCUUAUGCGCUGGCGGCAUCACCAAAGGUCACGCUCGGGGGCAUUUAUACGCAUUACGGCCUUUCGUAUGAUGUCAGUAGUCCUGAAGAAGCGUUGGAAUCGAUGGCCAAAGAACUCCGCGGUCUCGAAGAAGGAGCUGUGGCAUUCCUGAAAAGCGCUGGAGCCAACAUUAGCAGUAAGCGUAAUGCUUCAAAAGUGGUCCUUUCUCUUGGAGCAACCCCGACAACAACCUCAAUCCAGAAUAUUCUUGAAGGGACCAAGAUUGGAAGCCGGUAUCGAGACAUGAUCAAGAUGUGCGCAGAAUCAUUCGAGGUCGAAUUCCAUGGCGGAGUCUAUCUGGUAAUGGAUAUGCAGCAGUUGGCCACACGUGCAAGACCACAACACUCCGCCAACGAUCCUGGUCAGAGUCUGCUGUCCUUCAAAGACCUGGGUUUCCGAGUCUUGGCGGAAGUAGCCAGUGUCUAUCCCGACCGCAGCGACACGCCAGAGGCACUCAUAGCGGCAGGCUCCAUCGUUCUUGGACGCGAACCAUGUAAGAGUUACCCUGGCUGGGGUGUGAUCACACCUUGGCCUGCGCAGGAUGGUCCACAUUACGAACCAGAAGGCUCAAAGACUGGCUGGAUCGUGGGCAAGGUCAGUCAAGAGCAUGGCAACCUUCGCUGGGAGGGACCACAAGACAAUGUUCGACCUCUCGAAGUGGGUGAGAAGGUACUUGUCUGGCCGAACCACGCAUGUAUAGCGGGUGUGAACUUUGGAUGGUACCUUGUCGUGGACUCUGAGUCGGAUCCUGAGACGAUUGUAGACGUCUGGGUCAGAUGGCGCGGAUGGUGA
Molecule: messenger RNA, 1386 nt
Organism: Fulvia fulva
Lineage: Eukaryota; Fungi; Ascomycota; Dothideomycetes; Mycosphaerellales; Mycosphaerellaceae
Product: D-serine dehydratase
Exons: 3
Coding region: 1-1386 (461 amino acids)
Biological process (GO): D-serine catabolic process
Molecular function (GO): D-serine ammonia-lyase activity
Source: RefSeq, a predicted model, not a curated record